Molecule: messenger RNA, 928 nt
Organism: Eucalyptus grandis
Lineage: Eukaryota; Viridiplantae; Streptophyta; Magnoliopsida; Myrtales; Myrtaceae
Product: endo-1,3;1,4-beta-D-glucanase-like
Exons: 7
Coding region: 23-733 (236 amino acids)
Molecular function (GO): hydrolase activity
Source: RefSeq, a predicted model, not a curated record
AAGAAUAUUCUUAUUCAUAGCAAUGUCUGGUCCACAGUGCUGCGCGAACCCGCCGACCCUUGAUCCGAGUAGCGGAGCGGGACGCGUUGAGCAACUGGGUGGCCUCGACGCCUAUGUGGUCGGCUCGCAAGACUCCAAGCUCGCGAUGCUCCUGCUGUCCGACGUCUACGGGUAUGAAGCUCCGAAUUUGAGGAAACUUGCGGACAAAGUUGCAGCUGCUGGUUUCUAUGUGGUUGUUCCUGACUAUUUCUAUGGAGAUCCCUAUGCUCCUGAGAAUCCUGAGAGGCCUUUAGUGGUUUGGAUAAAGGAUCAUGGAACUGAUAAGGGAUUUGAAGCUACAAAACCAAUUAUUCAAGCUCUGAAAAGUAAAGGCAUAUCUAAGAUAGGGGCAGCAGGCUUCUGCUGGGGCGCUAAGGUUGGGGUUGAGUUGGCUAAGUGUGAGCUCAUCCAAGCUGCCGUGCUAUUACACCCUGCAUUUGUCACUCUUGAUGAUAUCAAAGAGGUUAAGGUUCCUAUUGCUGUGCUGGGAGCUGAGAUUGAUCGUUUUUCUCCACUUGAACUCCUCAAACAGUUUGAAGAGGUGCUUGCUGCUAAGUCCGAGGUGGAUGGAUUCGUGAAGAUCUAUCCUAAAACUUCUCAUGGAUGGACGAUAAGAUACAAGGUCGAAGAUGAAGCUGCUGCGAUGGAGGCACAUUCAGACAUGAUACAAUGGUUUGUGAAGUUUGUCAAGUAAAACACCACAUCCCACCAAUAGUAAAUUGGAAGUAGGAUGUGAUUAUAGAGUAUGAUGAUAUACGAGUUGUCAGGACCCAUAUUUCUCGUCUCUCAAAUUAUCUGGACUUUAUGUGGUGUAAUAUGUAAGAGCUGUAAAGAAUGAUGUCAACAGCUCUAGUAUAAGAUAAGAAAGAUAUCGACUAUUUACUUCUUA